This is a messenger RNA of Pungitius pungitius (ninespine stickleback), 1910 nucleotides long. RefSeq lists its product as uncharacterized. The record is from RefSeq and is a predicted model, not a curated record. The transcript has 8 exons. Lineage: Eukaryota; Metazoa; Chordata; Actinopteri; Perciformes; Gasterosteidae. Bases 109 to 1131 code for a protein of 340 amino acids. Gene Ontology annotation, molecular function: oxidoreductase activity.
CCCUAUUGGUGGAAACAAGCCUGUAACUCAGUUACGCAAAAUGUUUUGUAACUGUAGGAUGUUGUGACUUGUAGCUCGUUGGUAUCCUUCUGACAUAAAAACUGCAGGAUGUCCCGGGUCCCUACGGUGAGGCUGGCUGGCGGCCUGGAGGUGUGUCGCGUGCUGAACGGGAUGUGGCAGGUGUCCGGGGCGCACGGGGCCGUGGACGCGACUAAAGCAGUGGAGGCGAUGCAGGUCUACGUGGACGCUGGUCUGACCACAUUUGACAUGGCAGAUAUUUAUGGGCCUGCAGAGGAAAUAUUUGGACGCUUCAACAGCCAGUGCAAAUCCUCUGGGAAAGACGCAGCUGUGCAGAGUCUGACCAAAUACGUGCCAAGACCAGAACCAAUGAACCGCAAGGUGGUGGAGAAGGCACUGUGUCGCUCCAUGAGCCGGAUGCAGGUUGACCGGCUGGACUGUGUUCAGUUUCACUGGUGGGACUACAAAGACAAAAGAUACCUGGACGCGCUGGGACACCUCUCCGACCUGCAGCAGGAGGGACUCAUACAAGAGCUCUCCCUCACUAACUUUGACACCCAGAGGUUGGAGGAGAUCACCAGCAGAGGCAUCCGCAUCUCAAGCAACCAGGUUCAGUACUCUUUGAUUGACCAGCGACCUGCAGCCAAAAUGGAGAAAUUCUGUCUGGCAAACAACAUUCAGCUCCUCACCUACGGCACUCUGGCGGGCGGUCUCCUUUCAGAGCGUUAUCUGGGGAAGGCGGAGCCUCAUUCCAGGGCGGAGCUCUACACGGCGUCCCUCUCGAAGUACAAGAACAUGAUCAACUCUUGGGGUGGCUGGAGCCUCUUUCAGGACCUCCUUGUCGCCUUGGAGACGUCUGCUAGGAGACACGACUGCUCAGUGGCCAGCGUGGCAACGCGUUAUGUGCUGGAUCGCCCCGCAGUGGGCGUGGUCAUCGUCGGCUGUCGGCUAGGCGUCGCAGGGGCGGGACAACACAUCAGUGACAGUCUGCGUAGCUGCAGCCCCGACUUGAAGUUGACAGCGGAGGAUCGUGCCACCAUCGCAGCGGUGACGCAGCGCUCCAGGGACCUCAUGGCACUCAUCGGGGACUGCGGGGAUGAGUACAGGAACUAAAGGGGGAGGGGCCAUCAAAUUCAAAUUAUUUUUAUUAUAAUUUUACGUUUCUGUGUACAAGAACUGGAGCUGCUGUUUUGUCUCAAAUGAUUUACAUUACUUCAGGAUGAGGGGAGGUCUGUUUGAUUUUCUUUUACCUUCAUUACCAAGCAAAUGUUUGGAUACAUUUUCUCAUUCAAUCCGAGAACGAGAAAAUGUGCCCAAAUGUUUGACAAUAUAUUGAUUCCUUUUAAAGGCAUUGAACACAUGUUUUUAAUGUGGGAGAGAAGCUUCUUAGUCAGGCUUUUAUAGUUGAACCGAUAUACACAAACACAGUUUACAUUUUAGUAUAGUUUUUCUUUAAAUAAAAUAUUCAAGAGAAGGUUGAAGGACUAGACUAUGAUUUGAAUCUUUCCUGCCUUGAUGUAAAACAAUAUUGUGUACAUAAAUAUUCCACUUUGAGUUGAAUCCAAAUAACCACAAAGGAUUGUUAUAUAUAGGUAAACACAACAUUUCUCGUCACACUUAAUGUUUCUUGUUAUCUUGUAUUCAAUGAAGAUCUAAAACCACAACAAACUAUUUCCAAAUCUUUAGAACAACGGAAAAGUUUCUGAAGGAAACUAUUGUCACAGAGGUCUUUGGUUCAUCCUGAAUACAGCAGACCGUGGUCCAGUAAAGAAACAAGUUUACUUCAAAACGUUUUUACUUUUCAGAUACUUUGAUCUUCAGAAAUUUUUCCAAUCACCUCUUAUCCCUCAGCAUUAGUGCGGUCAAAAAAGUCUUUGCAGCAUAUAUAUUUA